AUGUUCUUCUCUCACUUCAUUGCCCUUGCUAUGGCUACGAGUGUUGCUCUCGUCAGUGCCGGCCCAGCGCCUACCACAGACACCUGCAACGUCAAUGCUGCUAUCUAUAGCUUGACUGGGUUCAAUGGCCGUCGCAAGGAACUCCCAAUUGAUGCUGAGUGCAACCCGCUGGCUGAUCCAUUCGUUACCUCCGUUGGAUCCGUGAAGUUACCCCGCGGUGCCCUGUGCCAAUUCUAUUCCGAUGAAAAUUGCGAAACCAGCACUUCUAUCGUCUCUUCUCGCAGUGUUCCAGAUGCCUUCAAGCAUGAUGGCCGUCAAACUAAGAGCAUCAAAUGUCUCUAUAUCCCCGAAGAGGGUGAGAAGCCUGCCGAACAGGGGGACAGCGAGAGCGGAUAG
This is a messenger RNA of Trichophyton rubrum CBS 118892, 396 nucleotides long. RefSeq lists its product as uncharacterized. Bases 1 to 396 code for a protein of 131 amino acids. NCBI's taxonomy places the organism in Eukaryota, Fungi, Ascomycota, Eurotiomycetes, Onygenales, Arthrodermataceae. The transcript is spliced from 4 exons. The record is from RefSeq and is a predicted model, not a curated record.